GUUUAAACAGCCGCCAUGUUUCCUGUCCACGGGUCGGUGGGUUGGGGGGCGGGGUUAUCAGCUGAUUGACAGCUGCUCGUUUUAUUAGUUCGUAGAUCGACGUGGAACGAUGCCCUGACGACAUGCUGUCAGGACGUUUUUUGUAUGUUGUUCGCAGGGUUAGGUUUGAAAAAAAAGAAAGAGACACUGUUCCUAAAAUCCCACAGAGGCCGUUUCUUGCUGCCUUUUGUUAGAAAUCUUGCCGCGGUCUUGUGAGACUGCGCAACAGGAUUAGUCCAUGUGUGAUGAGAUCCAAAAAGGAGGAGGGGAGGCUGCCAGAAAAGACCUGGACUAAAUAAAAACCACGUGAAAGAUGUGAAACUGGACAUAAAAUCUUGUGGAAAUGCAGCAGAGCUUGAAAAAAAAACAACGAUGAGAAAUCAGUUUUUCGAAACUGAAAUAACUCUAAAUAUAUCGAUAUCAGCAGCUGUAGCCUGUGACCAAUAGCCUCACACUUUAACCACGGUGACAAAUAAAAGACAAGUCCUUUUUUAGCUACACUAUCGGACACAUCAGCCGAUCAGAGUCAGUGAUCACAUGACCAGAAACAGGAGAACACACACAUACGGUCAGACAUCAUUAAACAGAAACAUUUUCACAUUUCAGAGCAUCAGAUUCUGAGCUUCCUGCUUGUUCAUGUUUCUUUUUAAUGUCCAUGUUUUGCUGUUUGUGUCUUUAACGUUUCUUCUUUGUCUCUCUCUCCGCGGGUCUCUGAUGAGCUCGGGUUAACUGGGUUAUAAUGUUCAGAGGCAGAUCGCGCACAGUUGUGUGCAGUGAGGUGGACAGGUGACGGAGCGGCUGGUUAAACUCGCCCUGCAGCUUGCUGCUGAUGCACUCGUCAUGCUUGCUGCUGUGAAUUGCAGCGUCUGCCGUCCACUUUCAGGCUGCCCAGAGUUUCAGGCUUGUCUCUAUUCGCCAGACGUGUUUUUUACACACGGAGCUUCGGCUCAUUUGAGUCUGAGACGGGUUCAAACGUGACGGAUGAAACGGGUCCCGUCAGUUUCAGAGUUAGUUUAUUUUAUUAGUUUUGUAUUAAUCCCGGUACAUCAUCAUGUGUGUGGUUUAUGUCCACAAACAUGGCGGCAUUGCUGAACGCUGUCAUUUUAUCCGUAGUUUUCUCUCCAGUGUCACAUUAGAGGAACAUUUGUGCAAAUGUGUCGGCGAAACUCUGAGCGGCCUCGCAGCGAAGCAACUGAGCUAACGCGUUAGCAUGCCAGCUAGCAUCAGAAACGCCACGUGUCCUAAUGAUGCUAACGGCUUCAUCCAACGCUGAUGAGCAGCUUCGAGGCUCAGCUCACUUCCUGUUUUCGCUGCAGAGUGUGACGCCCCGGUGGACGGCAGACGUCUGAGCAUCCUGCUGCUUUUCGCUCCUGGAGGACUGUUAAAACGACGCUUUUAUUAAUGUCGUCGGUAAAAAAAACACGGACAGAAGGCUGUGUCAGAUGUGACCUGCUGUCCUUGAGCAGCUUAUUCUCUCUUCCUAAUUAACAAUUUGGCUCAGAAAUGAAGUGACUUCCUCUAAGGAGAGCUGCCGCAGGAAUGAACAUGACAUUUAAUUUCAGAGCUGGAGCAGAUUUGUUCAUUUCUUUAAAUCAGUUCAGAGUCGGUAGUGAUCGGUUUCUGACGACAAUUGAUCACAUUGAUCAUCCGAAAUCAGAUGUGCUGCUGCUUUUCCCUCUGGUCUGCGUUAUAGAUCUAAUGAUUGAUGGUCCAGCCCUGACAGACAAAUGUGUCAGCAGAGUUGUGAUUGAUUAUUGAUCAGCUGUGAUGUCGUAAUCAUAAUGACUGUGUUUGUUUGUUGUGCUGUCGAUGACGUCGUCGGAGCUUCGUGGGAGCAGCCCAAAGGAGGCGGAGCAGGAGCCAAUGGGAGCGCAGCCGGGAGUCCGUCGGGUUCGGCUCCGCCAAUCGGAGGCCUGUUCACGGGCGGCGUUCCCAAACUGCGGCCAGUUGGAGACGGCUCCUCUGGACGCUCUCCCUCCACUCGGGGCGCAGCUCCCCGUCCACCCAGCCAUCGCCAUGACGACGCGGAAAGCCCGUCUUCUCAGGCAACGUCGCCGAUGGAAACCUCUCGCUCCCAACGCCCUUCGCUCCCCAACCUGUCCUCCUCUCCCUCCGCCUCCUCCCCCUCCUCGGCCGCCUCCUCCCCCUGCACUGGCAUGAAGCACUCCUCCUCCGCUCCACCUCCUCCUCCGCCCCUCUGUCGCAGAGGCAACGCCCCCUCUCCUCCCUCCUCCUCUUACAACAGAGAGAAGCCCCUGCCCCCGACCCCUAACAACACCCCGCCGCUCCCUUCCAAACCUCCCCCAUCCCCCGGCAACAGCAGACGCCCGCCCACCUCCGGGGGAAACCCCGCCUCCUCUUCCUCCACCUCUCUGGCCCCGCCCCCUCCACCUUACCGCAUCACUAACGGUCCAACAGGUGGCGGCGAAGCAGCACCUGAGCUGCCCACGCGCCACAACUCCCUCAGCAACAAGAGGACCGCCCCCUCGCCAGGAGGCCACACCCCCACCAGAGGUCCAGCCCCUCCGCCCCCCCCAGCUUCACCUACCCCUUCCCAACAAGGUGCCAACAGGCCGCCGCCCCCCGUCAGAGAGGCGCCAGCUAGAGGGACAGCUCCUCCUGUUCCAGUCCAGCCGUCGAGGACCGGCGGUAGAGAAGCCCCGCCUCCUCCUCCUUACAGGACGCAUGGUAGCCCCUCCCUCUCCACUGACCCCCCCACCAGAGGAAAACCUCCCCCUCCUCCAACCCGCACCCCCACUGCUCCACCUCCGCCUCCCCCUCCUCUCCGCAACGGGCACUCCUCCUCCUCCUCCUCCUCCAUCCCUCGCUCGUUUGUUGGUGAGUUGGCCUCGUCCUCCCCCCGUCCAUCCGUCCGUCCGUCCAGUAGAGACGAUUUUGAGUCCAAGUAUUCGUUUCAUCCUCUGGACGACUUCCCUCCUCCAGACGAGUACCGACACUUCACCAAGAUCUACCCCAGCAAGGCCAACCGAGUUUCGGUGAUGAGAGGAGCUCCUCCGCUGCCUCCGGUCGGGAGGUGAACCAGGAGCAACCGCCACACGCCCCAACCGCACAUUCACACGCACACACAUUCCCCGUUUGACGUCUGCAGCUUCGUCAUCCUCGCCUUCUCCAUCGCCGCCUCAUCUAUUCUCACAGCUAACCGGCUGAGGAGAGGUCUGACGGACGGACUGGACCAAUCGGGGGACAGACAGAGAGAGAGACGGGCAUGACGACCUCUGGAGAAGUUUAAAAGGACCGCGCGGUUCAGGUCCCUGAACGCGUCUUCAGAGCAAAUGUGAAGCGAAACGAGGCUCCACCUCUUUCUUUUUUGUCCGUUUUUAAUUUUUGCACCUGCACUUUUAGUUUUUUCGAGAUGGCCGCUCAGAAGCUGUGGAGCCGGACGCGUGAACGAGACGAGUUUGUGACGCGCGGUCGACGUGUACAAGCAACACUAUAAAUAACAGUUCAACACUCAAUGAUCGUCUGUUAGUUUAAGUGAAGAUUUGAAGGUAACCUGACAAACUAAGUGAUCCGUUAAGUCAAUUGCGAAGUUAAUUUGAAAGACGUUUAAUUUACUUCCUUAAAUGUUGAGCUACUCCUUUAAAGAGCUCUGUGUGAACCACGGAGACAAACUGAACUCAGAGACCUGGAUCCGGAUCACAGGGUCUGUAACCUGGACUGAAGGUGGUCAUGUUUGAUGGUGAACGUGUGGAUGAAGGAUGAAGGAUGAAGACACUGUAAAUACUCAUCUGCUUCAUCAUCAUCAUCAUCAUCAUCAUCAUCGUCAUUGAACUCACCUGCUGAAGUCAGUUUGUGAACAGGUCGAGUCUUUAAGUGCCAAGAAGAGAAACUCACCUGAGGACAGCUGACUACUCCUGCUGCAGGUCGGUUCGUACCACGUUGGUGAACUGUGGGGGGGGGGUCACACUAGAAGUCUUCCGCCUGCAGCAGGACUCCUCCUUCCUCUAACUACAAACUCAACUUGUUGCAUGUCUUCUUUGUGUGUGUGUGUGUGUGUAUGGAAGCAGCGUCACAGCGUCUCCUUGGUUUCGCCACACACACAGUGUUAAAUAAUUACCCAUGAUUCCCGGCGCCUGGAAGCUGUUGCAGCAGGAACGUCGGGGGGUCCAAGUUUAAAGUCAGAAGAAUCGGAAGCUAAUGAUCGUUGAUCAGUUCAUGUCAUCGUCUUAACUGAUGAAAGUUUUCUAACGUUGUCUUCGCUGCACGUCUCUGCCUGAAGUCAUGCUGUUGUUUUCAGAGUUGGGUUUUAAUCACGUAACCGAGCACUUUCUUUUCACUUUUAUUCAUGUUUUGCUGUCGACAGUGAUUCCAGCUCAAACGGCCUCGUCCGUGUUGUUCGUUUAUUGUCGGGGCUUUUCUUCUUCUCUGGAUUCAGCCACAGUGCGACUUCAUCCUGCGUUUAAUUUGCUGCCAGGCUCCAUUUAAAAAAAUCUCCUCAUUUUACUCUCAUUACAGCUCAGGAGCAGCUGUGGCUCUUUGAGUUGCACAUGUGCAGUUGGUGCAUUUUUAACUCCAACAGGAAACCCCUCCACAUCCUCCUCCUCCUUUUCCUCCCCCGUCUUCCUCCCCCCGUCUGUUUUGCCUUACAAACUGUAAAUCUCUUCAGUUAGAAUCUGUAGACGUUCCCGUUAACAGCUGAUCUAAUGUGACUUACUGCUGCGGGACGGACUGUCACGCUGAUGGUGUCGAACUGUCCUGCAGCCGUGGGAUGGACGCUCUUUCCGUCCCACUUUAACAGCAUGCUCUCUCUCUGUUACUCUAACUGCAGCUGUCUGAAAUAAACUUAUCAGUUACAGACUCUC
Molecule: messenger RNA, 4862 nt
Organism: Mugil cephalus (flathead mullet)
Lineage: Eukaryota; Metazoa; Chordata; Actinopteri; Mugiliformes; Mugilidae
Gene: wipf2b
Product: WAS/WASL interacting protein family, member 2b
Exons: 6
Coding region: 1821-3077 (418 amino acids)
Molecular function (GO): actin binding
Source: RefSeq, a predicted model, not a curated record